Penicillium argentinense is the source of this 450-nucleotide messenger RNA. RefSeq names its product 4-carboxymuconolactone decarboxylase. Lineage: Eukaryota; Fungi; Ascomycota; Eurotiomycetes; Eurotiales; Aspergillaceae. Gene Ontology annotation, molecular function: peroxiredoxin activity. The transcript has a single exon. The coding region runs from base 1 to 450 and encodes 149 amino acids. The record is from RefSeq and is a predicted model, not a curated record.
AUGUCCACCGACGCGAAAUUCGACGAUCUCCACAAACAGCUCUUCGACGAAGGCCUCAAGGUCCGCCGCGCCGUCGUUGGAGAAGCCUACGUCGACAAAGCGCUCGCAAACGGAUCGACCGAAUUCUCGCGGCCGGGUCAAGAAAUGGUCACCGAAUGGGCCUGGGGCAAUAUCUGGACUCGACCGGGCCUGGAACGGCGCGAUCGCAGCCUGCUGAAUAUUGGAAUGCUCAUGGCGCUGAACCGGGGCCCCGAAUUGGCCAUUCACCUUCGCGGUGCACGGAACAAUGGGCUCAGUGAGCUGGAGAUCCGCGAGGCCAUCCUGCAUGCGACGGUCUAUUGUGGUGCACCGGCUGGUGUCGAUGCGUUCAAGGUUGCUGAGCGGGUGUUUGAUGAGAUGGCAGCGAAUGGUGAGAUGCCUCGUGAGCUGGGGGAGAAAGCGCAGGUUUGA